This is a messenger RNA of Salmo salar (Atlantic salmon), 3965 nucleotides long. Its product is annotated as splicing regulator ARVCF. Lineage: Eukaryota; Metazoa; Chordata; Actinopteri; Salmoniformes; Salmonidae. Gene Ontology annotation, molecular function: protein binding. Gene Ontology annotation, biological process: cell-cell adhesion. The record is from RefSeq and is a predicted model, not a curated record. Gene Ontology annotation, cellular component: nucleus; plasma membrane; cytoplasm.
GCUAGAGCAGCCUUCUUCCUGCUCCAGCUGCAUCUGUUUGCCAGCCCAGAGGGAACUGUGUGUGUGUGUGAGUGAGUGAGAGAAGCAGGCUCCUGGGGAGAAAGCACACAGCUUGCUUUCCACUAACUGGAUAUACUCACCUCUUUUCUUAUAGGGUUCAGCAGUAUUUGUUUUCGUUUGAUUUAACCAACAUCUUGCUGCUAACCUUGGAUGCAGCUGUUUGUAUGACAGCAGAGAGGGGUGUGUAAUGAUGAGAUUGCCUGUUUUUUGUUGUUGAUUCAGCAUCUCUUUCAUGGGAGGGAGUGCAGAAUCAAUCUGAGAUCACUGUGUGAAUAUGUGAGAGAGUGUGUGUGAGUGUGUGCGUGUGUGUGAGAGAGAGAGAGAGAGGGCGUGUGUGUAUGUGCCUGCGUGCCCGUACGUGCGUUAGUGAGAGCCCGGGAGGAAGGAUGGCUGCUCAUGUCUGAACUGCCUCCAUGCUCGCAGGGAAAGGGAAAAGUCAGGGGAGAAAACAGCAGGAGGAGGGGAACAGACGCGGUGCUCUCUUCUCACUGGGGAAGGAUUCUGUCCAUCAUUUGGUAGGAAAGCUAAUCAAAGGGAUUUGGCAAUGCCUGCAGAGGUGAAAGAGGAGCAGAUCCCUGAGGGGCCCUCGUCUCUGUCGGCUAUAACCCUGGAGACCAAGGAAUCACAUGUGGAGCCUGCAGACGAUGACCUGAACACACCCACCUCCAACUCCUCUGUUGUCACCUCCACCAAUGGCAGCUCCACUGCAGAGACAGAGGCACCACAACACACAGAGGACCCCAAGGCUGUGGAACUGGCGAAUGACCAGGCAGACACUCCGAACACCCCAGACACACCCACCCCCCAGCUUCCCCCGGUUUCCCAGGUUCCCAUGUGUCCAGACAACCCAUCUCUGCAGCCCAGCCCCCCUGACCAACGUCCAACACUCCUCUGAGUCCCUCACCCCCCUUAUCACAACCACUGCUACCAUCACCACUCUCCCCCCUCCCUACAACAACACCGACCGUGAUCCCAACACAGAGAUCCCUGAGAGGCAGAAAAACAUCUACACCCUCCCUGACCCUCCCUUUCCUGGCCUUGGAAGUGAUAUGUGUUCUGGGUAUGGCAGCCUGUCUCGAGGAGGUGUCCACCACAGCUCCCUCCACACCUACUGGCCCUCCAGGAACUACCAGACCCAGCCCGGAGGCCACUACACCCUGCCCCUACCCAGGGACAACUACGGCCAGGUGUGCCUGACUAACCAGACCGAGGGGGAACUACCAGGGGACGCCCAGGAUGUAAAGGCUGACUACCCCACCUCCAGCUACGCCACCCUGGGGGGAAUCCACUAUCUCAGACCCAUCACUACCAUGGAGCUCCUGAUGGAGCCUUCCAGAACCAGAGGGGGAUACGAGGAGGCCCUCAUGUCCCAGGUGGAUGGGGACCCCACCUCCUUCUUCCAGGCCAUGUCCAGGGCCCAGAUGCUACAGUUCCCCCACAAGCGCUGCAGCAUGGUCAGCCUGGACAGCAUCCGUAAGGACCCCCGCUGGAGGGACCCCAACCUGAAGGAGGUCAUCACCAUGCUCAGCCACCCCAUGGACCCGGUCAAGUCCAACGCCGCCGCCUACUUGCAGCACCUGUGCUACGAGAACGACCACAUAAAGCAGGACGUCAGACAGCUGAAGGGGGUUCCAGUACUGGUGGGCCUCCUGGACCACCCUAAAGCCGAGGUCCACCGCAAGGCCUGUGGAGCCCUGAGGAACAUCUCCUACGGGAAAGACCACCACAACAAGGUGGCCAUCAAGAACUGUGACGGCAUCCCGGCCCUGGUCAGACUGCUGAGAAAGUCCAGUAACAUGGAGGUCAGAGAGCUGGUCACAGGGACCCUGUGGAACCUCUCCUCCCAUGAGCCUCUGAAGAUGAUGAUCAUCAACCACGGGCUCCAGACGCUGACUGAUGAGGUCAUCAUCCCCCACUCUGGCUGGAGGAGAGACCCUACUGAGCACUCCAGACCCCAGGAGACAGAGUGGACCACUGUGUUCAAGAACACCUCAGGAUGUCUCAGGAACGUGAGCUCAGAUGGGGCAGAGGCUCGCCAGAGACUGAGGGAGUGUGAGGGGCUGGUGGACGCACUCCUCCAUGCCCUUCAGUCAGCUGUCGCACACAAGGAGACCGACAAUAAGUCGGUAGAGAACUGUGUCUGCAUCCUGAGAAACCUCUCCUACCACGUCCACAAAGAUGUGCCGGGGGCGGAGAGAUUUCAGGAAGCCGUGGCCAAUCAGGUGCCAGGGUUAGGAGGGAACCAGAAGAAAAAGAAGGAGGCAGACUGUUUUGGAGGGAAGAAGCCGAAGGAGGAGUGGUUCAGUCAAAGCUGGAGAAAUGGACCAAGUGAUAAAAAAUAUGGUACUCUGGAUUUACCCAAACGCACAGAACCAAUGAAAGGUCUGGAGCUGCUUUACCAGCCAGAGGUUGUGAGGCUGUACCUGUCUCUCCUCACUUGCAGUCAGAACCACAACACCCUGGAGGCAGCAGCCGGAGCGCUGCAGAACCUCGCUGCAAGACACUGGGCUUGGUCCAGUUACAUCCGGGCCACAGUGAGGAAGGAGAAAGGUCUGCCUGUCCUGGUGGAGCUACUGCGUUCAGAUGGUGAUAAAGUGGUCCGGGCUGUAGCUAUUGCUCUCCGCAACCUGGCCAUAGAUCGCCGCAACAAAGACCUCAUAGGGAGUUAUGCCAUGAGGGACCUGGUCAGUAACCUGCCCUGUGGUCAGCAGAGGCCAGCCAAGAACCUGGAAGGGGACACAGUGGUGGCCAUUCUGAACACUAUCCAUGAGAUCAUCUCAGACAGCCCAGAGAACGCCCGCGGUCUCAUACAGGGCCACGCCAUCCAGAAACUGGUAGCCAUCAACAAGACAAGCCAAUCUGGGAGAGAGACCAAAGCAGCAUCUCAUGUCCUGCAGACAGUGUGGGCUUACAAGGACCUAAGAAACAGUCUCUACAAGGGAGGCUGGAACAAGAGCCACUUUAAGCCAACAACUAGUGGAAUGUCCAAAAAACCCAAGAGCGGCAAGUCAGGCUAUGAUGACAUCACACUGCCUCUGAUGGAGAAAAAUCAAGAUGGAUACUCCACUGUGGAGCAGGGGGACAGAGUGGGUGAUGGGCCAGGCCACAUGAUGGAGAGAGAGCCUCUCCAGAGUAUCCCAGAGAGGAAGCACUUCAUCCGGGCUGGAAGGCCUGCAGUGGGCCUGGUGGAGCGCAAACCUCCACCCCUCGACUCCUGGGUCUGAGACUGGAGAUGUGCUGGUAAAAGAGGAAGUGAAACGUUUGUGGAGGUCAUUGUGGUGUUUAUUCUUUAGAUGGACAUUCUGUAGGUCAACUCACCAUUUAGGACAACAUGGUUAUUCUCCCCCCAGCAAAUCAGAAUGGAGUGAAUAUGGACUUGCAUUUACAUUUUCAAUGUGAAAUUCUGACUGUAGUUGAUCAGAGCCUCUCCUACUUAGAAAAUAAAUAAAUGUGCACAUACCGGACAGCGGGAUGAGUGGAGUGACACAGCUGAAUGUAGGCCAGGAAGUUAGGAUUUGUCAAAACAUUUUUGUUUUAUUUACCUGACCUGCCCUACUCUAGAAGGAACAUGCUGUAUUGUUUUACUCCUGCAAGGUGUGCAUCCGUUUUAUGUGAGAGACUAGUUGGAAAUGGGAUUGUACAUGUGUAAUAAAAGAUUGUUAAUAUUCUAAAUGAAGGCAUUUAUAUUGUAAUAUUCAUUGUAAUAUUCAUGUUAUUUAUUAACAGUUGUGAACGUUAGCUUGGAACCACAAAUACAAUGGAUACCUCCAUAUAAUAAUAUACUAAGUAACAGUGCCAUUUUAUCAGGAGCUGACUCGAUGACUUUGCUUUAUGCAGUGUUUGUUCUUGCAUCGCGAUGUGAAAUUGAUAAUGUUAGCAAAUAAAAUCCAUAAUUUCUCAUUCAA